Molecule: messenger RNA, 3730 nt
Organism: Paramisgurnus dabryanus
Lineage: Eukaryota; Metazoa; Chordata; Actinopteri; Cypriniformes; Cobitidae
Source: RefSeq, a predicted model, not a curated record
GAUAUGCAAAGGCACUUUAUCAGCCAACUCUAAAAGACAUUCAACGUUACGAGCAUAUUUUAUUUGGAAAUAAACGAUUUAUCGUUUAGUGAAUGCGUCUUGGUCUUGCGAAUCGGUGUUGCGAAUCGGUCUCGCGCGUGGACCACGGCCCACGAGCUUCAGGAUGACAAAACCUCAUUCAUUAGUAAUCGAGUCGCUAUUUGAAGAGGUGAGUCCACGAUAAGGCUCGGAAGCGCACGAUCUUAAAUCGAGCCCCCACCCUCUCAGAAUUUCCACGUCGUGCGACUCGUGCCCGCUCGCAUCCACACAGCAGCACAUGGUUACCAUCAAGCCCAUAAAUCAGGCGGUGCAAUAGUCGGAAUUGAGCACACAUGCACAUCAGACCGGGGUUGGCUGCUGUUGCAGCAGAGGACGCGAGAGAUGCGCAGAUCAGUGCUUUAAAAGGGGGAGGGAUGGACGGCUCGAGAUGAAACCAAAAAGCCUGUAUGGUGAUCAAUAUCUGAGCGUUUUGUUGCAUAUCGCCGCAGUACUUUACAGGUGUAUACUCGAGUAUUCUCAUACGGAUUGACUAAAACGGAGCCACAUGUCACAUGUGCUUCAUAGGAAGAGACGGGGCAUCAUCUGCUGCAAGCCGGAUCUGGAGGAGGAUGCUGCGGCAAGUGAUACACAGAGGGUUGAAAUCUUCUUUCUACUGGCUGGGUUUGUUCGUGAGCAGGCAUCCGGUUUUCUUUCUCACCGUCCCCGCGGUGCUGACCAUCAUCUUCGGGUCUACGGUGCUCAGCAGGUUUAAACCCGAAACCGACCUGGAGAUCCUGGUGGCCCCGACGCACAGCCUGGCGAAGAUCGAGCGGAGUCUCGCCAACAGCCUUUUCCCCGUCGAUCAGUCCAAACACAAGCUGUACUCGGACCUGCACACCCCCGGCAGAUAUGGCAGGCUCAUACUGCUGGACAGAUCCGGGGGAAACAUCCUGGAGCUCGCCGAGCAGGUGCUCCGGGUGCACAAGAGAGUCCUGGAUAUGCGCGUCAAUUACAAAGGCUUCAAUUACACUUUCGCGCAUCUCUGCGUCCUGAGCCACCGGGACAAGAGAUGCUUGCUGGAUGAUAUCAUCACCAUAUUUGAAGACAUUCGGUUGGCUGUUCUUUCCAAUAGCACUUUUGCCAAGGUCCCUGUGAGCUAUCCUAAUACGACGUUAAAGGAUGGUCGAGUGUCCUUCAUUGGCCAUCAGCUGGGUGGCGUGGCCUUGUCGGCGAACAGCCGUGACCAACAGGUCAAAUUCGCCCGCGCCAUCCAGAUCACGUACUACCUCCGGAACCUCGGCCCAGUCGUACAGGACAUCAUUGCCGAGAGGUGGGAAAGGGAAUUCUGUAAGCUGGUGCACCAGCUGGCUACGGACAGCCAUGAGCUACACAUUCAGUCUCUCACAUCCUUCAGCUUGUGGCGGGAUUUUCACAAGACGGGAGUGCUGGCCAAGAGCGAGGUUUUGGUCAGCUUGGUUCUGGUCCUCCUGGCUGCGACCAUCUCUAGCUCCAUGCGGGACUGCUUGCGAGGGAAGCCCUUCUUGGGUCUGUUGGGCGUCCUCACCAUCUGCAUCGCCAACGUGACGGCAGCUGGGAUUUUCUUCAUUUCGGAUGGGAAGUUUAACUCUACGCUGCUUGGGAUACCCUUUUUCGCCAUGGGACAUGGAACCAAGGGGGUUUUUGAACUUCUGGCCGGCUGGAGAAGAACCAGAGAGAGUUUGCCCUUCAAAGAGAGAGUGGCGGAUGCUUUUGCCGACGUGAUGGUGUGUUACACCAUGACCAGCUCCCUCUAUAUCAUCACAUUCGGCAUGGGCGCCAGUCCGUUCACCAAUAUCGAAUCCGUGAAGGUCUUCUGCCAGAGCAUGUGCGUAGCUGUCCUGGUGAACUACUUCUAUGUCUUCUCCUUUUACGGUUCCUGUUUGGUAUUUGCUGGGCAGUUGGAGCAGAACCGCUAUCAUAGUGUAUUCUGCUGCAAGAUCCCCUCCGUGGAGUACCUCGACCGUCAGCCCACCUGGUUUAAAACCAUGAUGAGCGACGGUCACGACCUCUCCACGCACCACGACAGCGUCCCGUACCAGAACCACUUCAUUCAGCACUUCCUGAGGGAGCAUUACACAGAAUGGAUUACCAACACUUACGUCAAGCCUUUUGUUGUUAUCCUCUACCUGAUUUAUGCCUCUUUUUCUUUUAUGGGUUGUUUACAGAUCAGCGAUGGAUCCAACAUUAUUAACCUGCUAGCUAGUAACUCGCCCAGCGUCUCGUUUGCGUUGACCCAACAAAAGUACUUCAGCAACUACAGUCCGGUCAUUGGCUUUUACAUCUACGAACCCAUCGAGUAUUGGAACUCCACCGUGCAGGAGCACCUGAAGACGUUAGGCCAGGGUUUUAAUAAGAUUUCAUGGAUCGAUAACUACUUUCACUAUCUAAAGGUCGUCAAUGUCAGCGCAUCAACCAAAAGCGAUUUUAUUAACAUCCUCAAGACUUCGUUUCUCCGAAGCCCCGAGUAUAAACACUUUGUGGACGACAUCAUUUUUUCCAAAAACGGAGAUGAGUAUGACAUCAUCGCGUCCAAGAUGUACUUGGUCGCCAGGACGACCGAAAAGACCAGGGAGGAGGUCGUGGAGCUGCUAGAAAGACUUCGACCACUUUCCCUCAUAAACAGCAUUAAGUUUAUCGUUUUCAACCCGACCUUUGUGUUCAUGGACCGCUACAGUUCCUCCAUCGUCUCCCCCAUCCUCACGUCAGGUUUCAGUGUGUUGACCAUCCUCAUCCUCACCUUUUUCCUGGUCAUCAACCCGCUGGGAAACUUCUGGUUGAUCUUGACCGUCACUUCUGUGGAGCUGGGCGUCUUGGGUCUCAUGACGCUCUGGAAUGUAGACAUGGACAGCAUCUCUAUUCUGUGCCUUAUUUAUACUCUCAACUUUGCCAUGGAUCACUGUGCCCCCCAUCUGUACACAUUCGUACUUGCCACUGAGCACACAAGGACUCAGUGCAUAAAAAUUUCAUUGGAGGAACACGGGGCGGCCAUUUUGCAGAACACCUCGUGUUUUGUGAUCGGGAUAAUGCCCCUUCUUUUCGUGCCUUCUAACCUGACCUAUACGCUGUUCAAAUGCUCCCUGCUCACGGCCGGAUGCACAGUGCUGCACUGUUUCGUCAUCCUGCCCGUGUUUUUGACGUUUUUUCCGCCCUCGAAAAAACGGCACAAGAAAAAGAAACGAGCCAAAAGGAAAGAGCGGGAAAGAGAGAGGGAGAGAGAGGAAAUUGAGUGCAUCGAAGUCAGGGAAAAUCCUGACCAUGUGACCAACGUUUGAAAGGCACGUGCGAGUGCAGGUACAAACAGAGCAGGUCCUGUCCACAAGGGGGCGAUGCCACGCAGCAUAGGUCAAGAAGUGACCAAGUUGUGGCGUUCGCUCUCUCUCUCUCUCUCUCUCUCUCUCUCUCUCUCUUUCUCUCUCUGCUGGGGUGGCACUCACGACCCCAGUGAUCAACAGCAGAGUAAAAACAACCCCACACAUCUUGUGCACCCUUCAUCCAGAACAGUGUAUAACAUCUGCAGCUGCUAGCUUAUGUCGGCCAUUCAUUUGACAGGCUCAAGAAGGUUGUUUAGAUAAAACUAGAUGAGCUAAGACUUACUAUCGAAGGCAUAAAAUGUUUCACUCCAAAAAUUCCAGCAUGAAUCCAAGUAGAGAUCGAACUAAACCUUAUUUCUAGA